AUGGCUAACCUACGGCGGCGCCACCAGUACUGCAGCCGUGUGCGGUAUCUUAUCCCGGCCAUCUCCUCCAUUUCCUCAGUUCUUCUCCUUCUCUUCAUUUUUCUCUCUUUCUUCGCGCCUUCUCCUGUCCACAAUGAUCUUCUCCAUCGUUCUCAACACUAUUUCACGAGGAAUUAUGACGUUAAUGAAGCGGAUGAAAUGCCAGUUUUUCGUGUGCCAAUCAAUGGAGGAGUAUAUGAUCGUGAUAUUUGGAGUUCAAAAAACGCACAAUUUUACAAUGGAUGCAGCAAUGCAAGCAGUAAAUUUGCAAAAUCUGAAGACGUCACACAGCCUAAUCGUUACCUGGCAAUUGCAACCAGUGGAGGUUUAAACCAACAAAGAACUGGGAUAACUGAUUCUGUUGUUGCUGCUCGCAUCCUGAAUGCUACUCUUGUUGUCCCAAAGCUGGACAAAAGAUCUUUCUGGAAGGAUGAUAGCAACUUUUCGGAUAUCUUCAAUGUUGAUUGGUUUAUAUCAUAUCUAGCAGAAGAUGUCAAAAUCAUUAAAGAGCUUCCACCAAAGAGAGAGCAGAUAUGGACUCCACAUAACAUGCGAGUUCCACGAAAGUGCAAUGAAGGAUGCUAUAUUAAGCGUCUAUUGCCUGUACUUACAAAGAAGCACGCUGUGCAGUUGUCAAAAUUUGACUAUAGACUUUCUAAUAGGUUGAAGGCAGAACUGCAAAAGCUUAGAUGCCGAGUCAAUUACCAUGCUUUGAAGUUCACUAACCCCAUCCUUGAAAUGGGAGCAAAAUUAGUGAAGAGAAUGAGAAUCACGAGCAAGCGUUAUAUUGCUCUUCACCUAAGGUUUGAACCUGAUAUGCUUGCAUUCUCUGGAUGUUAUUAUGGUGGAGGAGAAGAGGAGAAGAGGGAACUGGGUAAAUUACGGAGGAGGUGGAAAACAUUACAUAAUAGCAAUCCAGAUAGGGGGAGGAGGCAAGGAAGAUGCCCUCUUACUCCUGAGGAAGUUGGUUUGAUGCUAAGAGCACUUGGAUUCGGGAGAGAUACUCAUAUAUAUGUGGCAUCUGGAGAAGUAUAUAGAGGCGAAGAAUCACUGGCCCCUUUAAAGGCACUUUUCCCUAACUUCUAUUCUAAAGAAACAAUAUCAAGGAAGGAGGAGUUGGAACCAUUUUCUGCAUUUUCCGCUCGCAUGGCUGCAUUAGACUUUAUAGUUUGUGACGAAAGUGAUGUAUUUGUUACCAAUAACAAUGGAAAUAUGGCAAAAAUUAUAGCAGGGAGAAGGAGAUAUUUUGGUCAUAAACCUAGUAUUCGUCCAAAUGCUAAAAAACUAUACAAGUUGUUCCUGAACCGUGAUAACAUGACUUGGGAGGAAUUCGCUUCUAAUGUUCGUACAUUUCAAAAAGGUUUUAUGGGAGAGCCAAAGGAGAUUAAGCCAGGGAAGGGGGAAUUUCAUGAAUACCCAACUGCCUGCAUCUGUGAAGAUUCCAAGGCUAAAGCAAAGAUGAGUCCAGGUCCACAAAAACUUGGUACGGUAUCUGUUCCAGACAAGAGAAACGUGGAUGUAGUUGUUAAAGAUCAAAACAUGGACAAUGAACGGGAAUGGUCUGAUCCUGAAUAUGAGGACGAUACAAGUAAUAAGCAGCAAGAAGACUCGUAUAAUGAAGCCAGCUUGGAUGAGGAGCUCGAGUUGGAUGAGUUGCUUCCGGAUUGA
Molecule: messenger RNA, 1707 nt
Organism: Fraxinus pennsylvanica
Lineage: Eukaryota; Viridiplantae; Streptophyta; Magnoliopsida; Lamiales; Oleaceae
Source: the annotation of a GenBank genome assembly